UCCUCGGAGCUCGGAUACAUUUCCAUAACGUUACACGGAAAGGCAGCAUACUUGUCGUCACAUACCGGGAAAUAAUGGCAAACACACCAAAGAGUCACUCUGGUGGAGUGCAUAAAAGUCCGGAAGACUGCGCCAUUUGCUUGGACAAAAUUCAGGAGAAGAAAACGUUAAAGUGCUUUCACUCUUUUUGCUCUGCAUGUAUCGACUCGGUUUUUAAGUUUAAGCCCGCUUGUCCGAUAUGCAACACAUACUACGGAGAGUACACGGGAACCCAGCCGGAGGGCACGAUGACGGUGAUGCGCAGCUGGCAGAGCCUGCCUGGCUUUGAGCUCUGUGGAUCGAUUGUCAUACAAUACAGUUUCCCAGCAGGGAUACAAGGGCCUGAACACCCAAACCCUGGGGUGAGGUACAGCAGCACUUCUCGUACUGCAUUCCUGCCAGCCAGCGAGGAGGGUGAGAAAGUCCUGAAGCUGUUGAGGAAAGCCUUCGACAGGAGACUCACCUUCACCAUCGGACGAUCUGUCACCACAGGCCUCAACAACGUCAUCACCUGGAACGACAUUCACCACAAGACCAACAUGGAUGGUGGUCCACAAUGUUUUGGAUAUCCAGAUCCAGAAUAUUUGUUCAGGGUUCAAGAUGAGCUUCGUCUUACAGGAGUGACACAGGAUGACUGAUGGGUGAAGACUAUCAAAAGACAUCCUCAAAUAGAUUUAAGUUUCUUGUAUUGUUGCAAAGACUUUUUUGCAGUCCUCAAGCAGGGAUCGUCAUCUGAUGUUUUUAUUCUAUGAAGUUAAUACAUGGAGCGAUAAUCUUGAGAGACGAAGGUUAGUGGCUUUUCCCAAAGAAAAAAUAUUUUUUUCUGUACAGUAUGUUAUCCAACAAAACAAAUAUUACAGUACAUUAAAUUAGUAAAAGGGGUCUGAUAAUCAGAUUUAAAUAAUGUAAAUAUUAUAAUUUGUAACACUGGAUCACAGGUCUGGUGCCUAACAGGAGACCUAGGAGACAGAACAGGUGGUAAGUGCACUUAUCAUCUGUGAAAUGGAUAGGUAAAGUUUCCUAGGGAAAUAAGAGAUGAUGAUGUAUAUGGCAUUGUCAUAUGUAAUUUUUUAUGUUUAAAGGACAAUGUGAUAUUCUGUAUUUCUCUUAUUGUCAACAAAUCCCAUGAAAAGACCAAAACUAACAAUUAAUUUAUCCUACUAGCAAGUAUUGCCUGUGUAGCUAAAGCCGAAAUAAGAUGUGGCUUCUUCUUCUGUGCAUAGACCACCAUUGUUGUUCAAAACCUAAUAAAAGCAUGGGUGACAUUUUCCUUCAUUAUAAUGAACAUGGACACUGUAGUUUAUUUUAAGUUGAUCCCACAUACACAGUCCUGCUGCAGUUAAUAUUCACUAAGUCCUCAACAAAUGCCCUAUUUACGCCUGUUUGUGUAACAUUUGCUAAAUACGCCAUUAUUGACAUUGAAUGUAUUGACAGAUGAACUUGUGCAUUGUUGCUUUUGGUCCUUUCGCAGGAUAUGUUGACAAUAACCAACACAUAGAAUAUCACCAGUCUUAUCAUAUAGCACCUUUAAUACCAUAUUAAUUUAUUGUGUGCCUUUUAUAUGACAUCAGCCAAUGUAUCAGUGUUAAGUCGAGUCAUAUAUCUAUGAAACUCUUUUAGUCCAAAAACAUCUUUAUAUAUUUUUCAGUCCUUCCUUUUGCCUGUCAGGUCCACUAGAGGGUGAUGCUCUCCUCUAGGAAGACUUAGGAUGGCGUCUGCUUGGUAUGCAGCUGUAUCAUCAUAAUCACAAACCCACAGUCCUGCAGCACCUCCCAAACCUCAUCAGCCAAAGUCAAUGAGAGGAGAAGGACACCUGCUAUAAAUGAUGAGUCAUGUGUUUCUAUGGUGCUCGGGGAAGUUUUAGCAGCAACAUACUAACAGAGUAUGUUAAACUGAUUGAUACUGUUAAAGAUGAGUUGUGGUAGUUACAUGCACAGAACGAAGCAGAUUCAAUUUAAAUGGCAAUAAAGACAAAAUGAUUCAAGGCU
Molecule: messenger RNA, 2027 nt
Organism: Perca flavescens (yellow perch)
Lineage: Eukaryota; Metazoa; Chordata; Actinopteri; Perciformes; Percidae
Product: probable E3 ubiquitin-protein ligase DTX3
Exons: 3
Coding region: 75-677 (200 amino acids)
Biological process (GO): Notch signaling pathway; protein ubiquitination
Molecular function (GO): metal ion binding
Source: RefSeq, a predicted model, not a curated record